Dendronephthya gigantea is the source of this 2141-nucleotide messenger RNA. RefSeq lists its product as uncharacterized. Lineage: Eukaryota; Metazoa; Cnidaria; Anthozoa; Malacalcyonacea; Nephtheidae. The transcript has 10 exons. The coding region runs from base 152 to 2080 and encodes 642 amino acids. The record is from RefSeq and is a predicted model, not a curated record.
AAACGAGCCGAAUUUCAAGAUAUUUUGUAACAGCUGUCCACGGUCGUUUACAAAGAUAAACAGUCUCCAAAAACAUUAUUACAGACAGCAUGAGGCUUUAACAGUGGAAGAAGACUUAAAUGAUGGGGAAAAUGAGAACCAUUUUCAGGAGAUGUUUGACGAGGGAGAAGCACGAAGUCUAAUGCAACGCCAUGCUGCCAAAUUCCUUUUAUGUUCCAAAACAAGAGGUAUGCUCACCCAGAGUGCCGUGGACUUGGUCAAAGAUUCAGCGAAAAAUCUACUAACUGAGUAUUUGGACAUAGUCAAAAAAUCGCUUGUCGAAAAGAUAAACAGUAAUCCUGGUCAAGAAUUGCAAUUUGACCAAGAUGUGGAAAAGUUAUUUUCAGCAGAGAGUGUCUUCGACGGAGUUGAUUCAGAAUACCAACAAAGAUCAUAUUUUAAGCGUCAUUUCAAUUUGGUGGUAAGUUACCAACCUACCAAACCUGAACCAGCUGCCAGCUUUGUCAGCUUGCUUUAUAUUUUUUUAACUGAUUUGCAGGAACCAAUAGAAGUUGAGAUGGGAAAACAGUGGAGAAGUGAUUUUCGACAAGGGAGAAAAAUACUUAAACGUGUCACAGUUUUUGGUUAUCAAGUUCCAUUAUUAAAGACUUUGGAGGCACUUCUUCAAAACCCAGAUGUUUUAAAGGAAGUUGAAAAUCCACAUUUUUCAUGUGAUGGUGUUCUUCGAGAUGUAAUGGAUGGGGAUUUUUUCAAGAGUCAUCCAGUAUUCUCCCUCCACAGUGAUGCCCUGCAGCUGUUGGGCUAUUAUGAUGAUCUAGAAAUAGCCAAUCCUUUAGGUUCAAAAGCAAAGAUUCAUAAAAUUGGUGUCUUUUACUUUGUGCUGGGCAAUAUAAGGCCAAUGUUUAGAUCAAGCAUCCGCAGUAUACAACUUAUAGCUAUUGCUAAAACAAAAGACAUCAAGUCAUUUGGGAUCGAUAAUCUUUUGAUGCCAUUCAUUGAGGAUGUCAAUUGUUUGGCGAAGGCUAAUGGUCACUGUUUUACCAUAAAUGGUGUUGCCCGUGUGUUUGAGGUGAUCUGUUAUUGUGGACUGGAGAUACACUUGGUAGCAACUAUGUCAGUGGUUUCAAGGAAGGUGUUGGAGGAGCAUUGCGAAUUUGUAGGCAUUGUAUGGGAACAAGACUGGAGACCAACAAUAAGGGAAACAAUCAAUGGUGUCACUGAAGCUAAGCUUAAACAAUCAGCAUCUCAAAUGUGGUGUUUAUUCAGGUUCUUGCCAAUCAUGAUUGGUGAUAAAGUGGAUGAGCAACUGGAAAACUGGCAUUGUUUGCUGAAACUUUGGAAUAUUGUUCAAAUUUGUACUUCUCCAGGAAUAACAAAGGCUGAUGCUGCCUAUUUGAAAGUUAUGAUUAAUGAUCAUCACAAAAUGUUCAAAAAUCUCUACCCUAAUGCAUCCAUAAUUCCAAAAAUGCAUUAUCUUAUACAUAUACCUGAUGAAAUUGUUAGGUUUGGGCCACCUAGAAAUAUCUGGACCAUGAGAUUUGAGGCUAAACACAGUUUCCUGAAAAGUUCAAUUACCAAGAACUUUAAAAAUGUCCCCAAAUCACUUGCAUUUUCCCAUCAAAGGAACAUGUGCUGGAACCUUCUGAGUUCUCCCAAGCAGCCCUUGACUAAUUACCUGUAUAGUGGUGAUGUUGUUGGAUUAGGCGAUCACAAUGUUGAUUUGCACAGCCAUCCAUAUUUUGGCAUGAUAGCUCAAGCUGCUAGUGUUGAUCAACUGGCACAGCCAUGUAAAGGAAGCAGGCAUGUUAGGCAUGUGGAGAUUCAUGGCAUAAUUUACAAGCCAGGAUGUGCUCUGCGACUGCAGGAAAUGGAUGAGAUUGGUGAGAGAGAUUAUCCGGUUUAUGGUGAAGUGGAAGAAAUCGUUGUUUGGGAAGAUAGAAAAUUUUUUGUUGUUCGAGUUUUGGAGACAUCUGCUUUCCACAGACAUUUUAUGUGCUACCAAGUUCAUAAAACUAAUGAAAGGCUUGUUGUACGUAGUAAUUCAAAACUUACCCUGGCAUGGGGUUUUGCAUAUUAUUAAAUCUAAUGGAAAAUUUUAUAUAGUUGAAAAAGAUAGUUCAAAUGUAGAAGACUUUGUGAUU